AGAGCUAUUACUGACAGCAGCGGGGAAUGCACUUCUCACAGGACUGUUUCUUACCCAGAUAGUAGCCUUUUAACGGGAGGAAAGAGAACGCCAAGGCUGGAGAGUUCCAGGGAGCUGGGACACGUGAAGGAAAGAGUUAAGGCUGGAGUCACCCUCUCCGAAGUGCUCUGUGAUGCUGUACAGUGUUUCAGCCCCCAGAGCCUUCCUCCUCCUCCUCCCUCUCAGUGUCGGAGUGGGGAGGAGGCGGGUUCUGCUGAGCUGUUAAAUCCUGACUGAAGUUUCCCCCAUUCCCAGUGGCCACCGUUGUCUGAGGCUGGUUCAGAUCAGGGCUGGGGUUACCCUGACAUUUCUGGGACCGCGGCCAGCCAAGAAGGGGAAGAGAAGAAAAGACGAGCCUUUUACAAUUUGCUUUUGUUGAAGUGUGGAGAAAGAGGAAAGAGAAGCGUCCUGCUCUUUUCAGCAUCACAUUCCUGUGUUUCUCUUCAGCCUGGAAAAUAUAUUAAUGCUAGUCCUUUCCUCUCUGGAAACAAAGGAGCUAAACGGGACUGAGGAAGCAAGAAGUGAGAAGGAGGCUUGGGAAGUCUAAAAGAGGGAGACUCGGAGCAGCUGGGAUUUCCCUUUUCUUAAAUGAAAUCCCUGCCUGUGCGGGUAACUGGUAGAGCAAAAAGCCAGACCUCCAGGUAAAUGGAGAAGCAGAAAUCCCAAAGGAAAUUUCCGCUAACCUCAUCCUACUUGUCAAGAAGGUGAAGAAGAAAGUUAAAAGAUACACGGGGAGACAAACAGGCUCCGGGACCUGUUGGGCUGUGUAAGGAUAAAUCACUGGGCAGCAGCAAAGCUGCAUGGCAUUAGUCUCCUUUUAAAGGAAAAAGACGUGAAACCUUGACGCUGGAAGGGGAACUUCCCUAAGAGUCGGAUUGCACAAUGAACUGGAGGCCAGCUCUCAGCUUAGCCCUGCUGUGGGCAGCAUGGCUAGUGUGCGGCUCAGAAAAGACAGGAAGGCUAGCAGAAAGAGGGAGCCAUGGAGUUCGGAAAGUGCCUCUGGCUUACAGGGCUCCAAGCAGCUUCCCGAGAAGGUCUGGAGCAUCCCUGAGGAAUUCGAGCCCGAAUUCCCAGCACCCCGUCACCAAGAGGGAUUCUUCGGCAUCUCCGAAGGCACCUGCCAAUCUCCUGCAAGGGGAAGCGCGUUCCCAGGCCAGGGGCAUGGGGACCAGAAUGAGACAGGUACAGAGACUCACAGCUGCAGCCAAAUACUCCAAGUCCGAGAUGAUUAAGGACGAAGGGAUACCCUCUGCCUCACAGUCACGAGUGGUACGUUUCCCUUCGGGGACAAGUUCUCCCAAUGUCCUGGCCAGCUUUGCUGGGAAAAAUCGGGUGUGGGUCAUUUCUGCCCCACAUGCCUCUGAGGGCUACUACCGGCUCAUGAUGAGCCUGCUGAAAAAUGAUGUUUACUGCGAACUGGCUGAGAGGCACAUCCAGCAGAUUGUGCUGUUCCAUGAAGAAGGGGAAGAAGGAGGAAAAGUCAGAAGGAUAACCAAUGAAGGAAAAAUCCUGGAGCAGCCACUAGAUCCUGCCCUCAUACCUAAGCUCAUGAGCUUUCUUAAACUGGAGAAGGGGAAAUUUGGCAUGGUGUUGUUGAAGAAAACUCUGCAGGUGGAGGAAAGGUAUCCUUAUCCAGUCAGGCUAGAGGCCAUGUACGAAGUUAUUGACCAGAGCCCCAUCAGAAAAAUUGAGAAGAUGAGGCAGAAGGGCUUCAUCCAGACUUGCAAAGCAGCUGGGGUGGAGGGACAAGUCAUUGAGGAAGGCAAUAAUGGGGGCAGCACCCGGCCUACCCUUGGUGGUGGACAAGUCCAGGUGUCAGCAAGGAAGGAGGAGCCAAGGAGGAGCAAUAAUCAGCCAACAAGGACCAAAACAGUGAGGAAACCAAUGACAACCACAGUGGCCACUCCUCUGCCUACAGUAAGGACCACUACCCUUGCUCCCACCACCACAACUACCCAUGCCACCACCCGCGCAGUGACAACAGCAAGCCGGUCUACGACAACAAUGACACCCUUCCCUACCACACAGAGAACCUGGACCACAAAAUCACACUCCACCACAGAGUAUCACAGGUUGCCAGCAGCCCCUGAUGCCACCUCACCACGAGUCACAGCUUCUGAAGAUUUCUACUCUCCUGCAUGGAAGGCAAACCGCAGGGACCGGCAGCGCGGCCACCCAGAGAAACACCUGGUGGCCACACGGAAACCAAGCAAAGCUGCUCGCUAUGACAGUUUCACAGAAGUCCCAACAGCUGCCUCAGUGCACUAUACAAAGUCAAAUGUGGGUAGAUUUAAAGAUAACCGAACAGACAGGAAGGACUAUAACCACAGAGACCUGAAUGUCACACCAGGGCAACACAAACCAACUAAGACCAAACCACCAAAAAAGAAGGACCAAGGAAAGAUCCUGAGCAAUGAAUAUGAAGAUAAAUAUGACCCAAGCAAGCCUGCUAGUUCCCAUUUAGAGGAAGAGAUUGCAGUCGGAAAUAUUCCUCCAAAGAAAGGAAAAGAAUCAAAGAAACAUGAGCGAAUGGAUAAACCUGAGAAGAAGAAGAAGAAGGACAGGCCUGACAAGCUGCAGAAGAGUGAGAAGCAGACCAAGAAGGACAAAGCUGAGAAAAAGAGCAAGCAGGACAAAGACCGUAGCAAGAAGAACAAGAAGGGGAGUAGGACUGAGAACGAGGAUUUCCCCAAGCCCAACAAGAAGCCUUUCAUGCAGCCUCCCAGGAAAUUGGUGACCGACCUCCUGGAAUAUUUUGAAGGCAAAAGGCGGCUUAUUCUGAUCACGACCCCUAAGGCGGACAACACCAUGUAUGUACAGCAGCGGGACGAGUAUCUGGAAAGCUUCUGCAAGAUGGCAACAAGGAAGAUCUCAGUCAUCACGAUUUUUGGCACCAUGAACAACAGCAGCAUGAAAAUUGACCACUUCCAGCUAGAUAAUGAAAAACCCAUGAAAGUGAUAGAGGAUGAAGAUCUUGUGGACCAGCAGCUCAUCAGUGAGUUGAGGAAAGAGUAUGGGAUGACCUACAAUGACUUCUUCAUGGUGCUGACGGACACUGACAUGAAGGUCAAGCAAUACUACGAAGUACCCAUAGCAAUGAAGUCCGUGUUUGAUUUGAUUGACACCUUCCAGUCACGAAUUAAAGACAUGGAAAGACAGAAAAAAGAGGGCAUUGUCUGCAAAGAAGAUAAGAAGCAAUCCCUUGAGAGCUUCUUAUCCAGAUUCCGAUGGAGAAGGCGGCUGGUGGUGAUCUCUGCUCCCAGUGAUGAGGACUGGGCUUAUUCCCAGCAGCUUGCUGCUCUCAGUGGACAAGCCUGCAAUUUUGGUCUGCGCCAUAUAACUAUCCUCAAAUUGCUAGGACUUGGGGAAGAUAUUGGAGGUGUCUUAGAGCUGUAUCCAAUUAAUGGAAGCUCUACUGUAGACCGAGAAGAGAUCCCACCUAAUUUGGUGAAAGACAUCCGAAAUUAUUUCCAAAUUAGCCCAGAAUAUUUCUCCAUGCUUCUAGUUGGGAAAGAUGGAAACGUCAAAUCCUGGUAUCCUUCUCCAAUGUGGUCUAUGGCGAUUGUGUAUGAUCUGAUUGAUUCCAUGCAGCUUCGGCGACAGGAAAUGACAAUUCAGCAAUCGCUCGGCAUGCAGUGCCCAGAUGAUGAGUAUGGUGGGUAUGGUUACCAUAGCUAUCACCAGGGAUACCAGGAAGGUUACCAAGAUGACUACCGUCACCACGGAAGUUACCAUCAUGGCUAUCCGUACUGAAAAGAGCAACUCAGCCUCCAGCUGCCCCGUGUCUGUCUUCUAAUAGCUAUGCAAGCAAUCAGUGGCCAGUUGCAGAAAGUCUUCCCAGGCCACAUAGAUAUCCGUGCUUCCGUCUUCCACUGUUCAAUCACGGGACUUUGGUCAUUUGCCUUCUUAAAAACGCAGAAGCCUUUACAGUGAAGUAAUCCAAACCAGUAGCAUUGAAGCUUUAAACAAUAAAGACUCCUUUAUAUUUUUAAGCCUUUAUUAAAAAAAGGCAUCAACAGGUGCUGUUUGUAUUAAAACCAAACAAAACCAGCCAACAGCCCCAGUCCAUGGACAGUACUGUAGGGCAGGACACAAACUGUCAAAAAAAUAAUGCAAUGCUCUUUUUAGUAUUUCUUUCUAAGGAGAAAAGUGUAUUUAUUGGAAAGCAGGAAUUUUGCAUUGUGCUCAUGAAGACAAGCAAAGAAUCACACUUCAGGACUUUCCCAGAGAAGGAAAAUUUAAGAAAGGAAGUAUGGGGCGGGCUCUUUAAUAAUAACAGCAAUAAUAAAGUCCUUUUGAAGUACCUUGUCUAAAAAGACAGCAUCCCUUCUACAGUGCAUUAACACUGUAAUUAGCUGACUUUAUCAAUGAAAAUAAGAAUUGAUGGUUAUGGCAGCAUUUGUUCCAAUACAAUACAAUGUAAAGUUCUUAAUUAGAAAGCUUGCUGUAUGGUCAUUUGUUCUUUUAAUUGAGGUCCCAGCUCUCUUAGGUCCUGCCCACCUGACAGUUAAAUCCAAGUUAAUGAGAUCUAAGUGGAAACAUCAACCCUAGUUAGCAUUGUCUGAAAUACAGAAAACUGAAAAGCAUUCUUUUCAUUAGAAAGAAAAGGAACAAAUUCUCAUUCACUUGUAUUUUAAAUAAGUUGUAACUAGCUCUCUAUAAUGUUUUUAAUUAAACUAUUGCUCUAAAUUUUAAAUUUCCUUCUACCACUUCUUCUCAUACCAUCCCCCAUGAAAAAAAAAAUCUAGACUAAAUGUUUAUAAAACUAUUUGGGAAUAAUUUGAUCUGCUACUAAACCAGCUCUAUUUGUGCCACACUUGCCGAAAUGGUGUUCUUCUCCCUUUUCAUUGGUGUCUUUGGGCAUUGGAUCUGCUGCACCACCCUACUCCUACUGAAAUCAGUGGCAGGAGCUGCAUGCAUAGCCAUGCUUUCAGCAUCACUUGGGUAAUUUCUAAACAUUAAAGACCCAGCAGAAAGAUUUAGGAACAUCCUGAAGGUAUCGAGCCUUCAUAGUGGCACAGUAGUCACUUCUGAUGUUGAAGGCAUGCCUGACUAGUCACAUUUAUUUUUAUAAUCUGUGACAUGGGUGCCACGUAUAGAUACAUGCAAUAGGGCGCAUUCACUAGGUUUUGCCAUCUCAGCAGUAGCACAGGGGAAGUUACAGCUCUAAGCUGGCCAGAGUAUGCACCACAGCUUGAGUUUUAGCAUUUUCCUAAUUAUUUUUUUUUCCAGACAAAACCAGAACUGAGUAAAGCAGCAAGUUCACUCAAAAACAGAUGAUUUCUCUAGAAAAUCAGUCACAAGAGGUCAGGCGUUGCUUGCCCUUCUGAAUGUCAGCAAGGCAGAGAGAUGUGGAGAGGUCACAGGACCUGGCCACUUCUUCCUUAGCAUUACAAACUUGGUCACUCUCUGGGGCAGGCUGCCCUCCGUAACACAAAGUCUAGUGAGCACAGGGUAGAGCUCCUGACUUACCUUUCUCUGGUGACUGGAGCUAAGGUAGACACUUGAUAGAGCAACAGAACCAUUUGGAGAGGACUGCUGCCUGUAGAGUGCUUCCAAGAGCUCAUUAACUACAGUACUUCCACAGCUGAAAGCAGUGCAGAGAAAUUAAAACAACCAAAGAGGAGUUAAAAAAAAAAAAACACAGAACUGAAAGGUUUCUAGAAGGUAAUAGGAGGUCACAUAGCUCAGUUUUAGAUAACAAGCGUUUAUUGCAUCAGUGUGUUAAGGUCAGCUACCUAAGUUUCUUUGCCUCAAGCAAAAGCAGAGGAAAGUGUACCAGAUGUCUAACAGUUACCUUCUACACACAAAAAGAGAAACACCUUUGGGGUGGUUUUUUUCCAGGUGUUCAUUUCAACUUUUGUGUAACCUUGCUUUCCAUGUAAAGUUUUUAAAUGAAACCCUUUUUAACUCUCAUUACAAAUCAUGGAAACUAAAUGUCCUGUGCUGAGCAAGAGGAGACAGUUAACUUACAAAAGAGAGUGUAACACCUGAUCCAAAUUAUUUUCUUUUUUCUCCUCUCCAGAAUUCAAAGUUAUGCAAAUCCAGCCUAGGCAUUCUGUGGGAGCUGCAUUAAAAAACAAAUUGCCCAUUUAUAAGGGAGGCUGGGAUGAGCUCCUAACCAAAACUACAUUGAAUUUGAGGAAGACUCACUAUUAUUCUACAUUCUGGUGCAGAUUCCUGCCUCCAUCAGAAACUGGCUCAAAAUUACCAGAAACUUUUAGCAAUGAUUUAAAAACCUGAUUUUGCAACCUAUCUCCCCCUAUGGAAAAUUAAAAGAAAAGUCUGAAGGAACACCAAGCCAAAAAAUCCUUUCAACAAUAACACAUAGUUAUUUUGAAGACCGUAAGCAUUUGGAGCUACAAUACUCCAAAUAAAGACUUCACUUUUUAAAACACAAAUCAAAUCCAAAGCACUUGGAUCUGUCCCUGCAGUAUCAUUCUGAGGACACUUACUGAGAUUAAGGUCCUAUUUCUACAGCCUUAGUGGGAAGAUUCCACAUGAUAAAAAAAACCUUUUUGUUAUACUUAUUUAUGGGAUUUGAUUCAGCUCCAAGAUGGCUGUUUUCAUCCACAGGCUGUCUUUCAAAUACCAAUGGCUCAAUUGCUAGACUGACAAAGUAGAUGAAAUGAACUAAAUAAAUAUUGCUUUAAUUGGCUUGUUCCAAACAAGAGAAACAUGAACACAUCUCUCUUCCUGAGAGGUUUUUUGAACUAUUAAUAUUUCCUCAAACCAGGAGGAAGGAACAUAACAGCCUCAGCAGCAAUUAAGUUCAAACAUUUGUGAAUCUGGGCUCUAAAUCAGAACUCUCUGCCCAAUGUAUUCAUUAAAAACUACGUGCCAAACUAACGCUGCUCUCCAAAAAUCUCCUCAUAAAUUUCCCAAUUGUCAUUUGAGGACAAAAAUAGUAAGCUUUCCAACACUGAGUAGGUCAACAAGCAUACAGUGGAAAUACUUAAUCAAGUGGGAUUCACAUGAUAUAUAUGAAAAAUGUAACUAUAGAAUAGCUCCCUCUUGCUAACCUGGGCUGCUCUCCAGCUGACAAUUGUUUACAGCACUUCCUCUAACAAAUGUCACGUACAGACUCAAUUCAACUAUCUGUAGAUAGUGCAGCUGCACAGAAUCGCGUGGUUAUACUUUCAGGUUACUUCACAUGCAUUUUAAUGCCAAGUUGAUGCAAAUCGUUACAUUUUUAGAGAGCAAUUAACAUUCCUGUUGCUACAAAGGGGAUAUACAGUUCUCCAUUAUUAAAAUAAACCUGCCUCGCCAAUCCAACAGAAUCUCUCUGAGAAUUCGAACCUGAAGACCAUGAAGAUUUCCACGUUAGGCAGGACCAUCUCUACAGUGCAAGUAAAUGUUUGUAUCAACAAGUAUAUACUUGAUUGUGCAAUCUAAGACUUUGGCAAAUAAGUAUGAUACCAUUGGUGAGAUUUAUAGAGGGAAAGAUCAUUAAGCAGGACAAGAGUCGAAAGCAGGAACUAAGUGCACUUUACAGAAUCUUCAGAUCAGUAAUUUCCCUAUCUCAUUCCUCUUAAAGCAGAUAUUUUGGGCUGUAAGGUCAAACAUAUAGUUUUUAAGACAUCCAUCUUUGGUUUGAUGCUCUGUCGUUAGAGGUAUGAGGCUGAUUUCUAUGUUCUGAUUCAGUGCAAGGCAAAGCUCUCUGGAAAAGUUAAUGUAAAAAGCUACUGCUCAUGUAAAUGCAAAGCAAUCUAAAGUUAACAGUACUUUCACUCUUCUUGGAAAUACUUGCUGAAGUUGGUAGCUAUGACUGAAAAAGACAAUGAACUCAGGCAGGUAUAUAUUGCAAAGCUGUAUGUAACAGAAAAAAAUGAAAAUGUCUUAUUGCAACUAA
Messenger RNA from Columba livia (rock pigeon), 7891 nucleotides. It is a transcript of the gene CCDC80, whose product is annotated as coiled-coil domain containing 80. Bases 922 to 3792 code for a protein of 956 amino acids. The transcript has 8 exons. Lineage: Eukaryota; Metazoa; Chordata; Aves; Columbiformes; Columbidae. Gene Ontology annotation, cellular component: basement membrane. Gene Ontology annotation, biological process: extracellular matrix organization; positive regulation of cell-substrate adhesion. The record is from RefSeq and is a predicted model, not a curated record.